AUGACGGAAACCGCGCAACUUCGGGCUGUGGAUAGCUACGACGUCGACUUUCACGAGCUUCAUUAUGCUCUCGCUGCAUGUUCUCCCAAUCUGUUCACCACAAACCUCUUUACGCGGAACACCAGCCUUUUGAAUUUUCAAGGGACGCGCGUAGUUCUCGAAUAUGCUGAUGUCAUCCACAAAGCAUGUGAGACUGUCGUCGACAACACCCAGAGCCUGCUAAAGGAUAGCGACCGCGAGUUCAUCAGUACUUUCAUCAUGGAGCCAGCACGAACUAUUGGAAUCGACAUCUCGUACGUCUUCGAGCAGCUGUACGCUUUCCGGUUGCACAGGUGCGAAGGCGGAAACCAUCACAAGACAUUACUCUACACUAAGCCGUCCUUCUGGACGCGUGGACGCAGCCUCCUGCCGGGGAAAUUGGGUAUGGACAAAAGUCAAAAGUUACUUGCACGUCGACUCGUCUCGGACGACAUGGUUGUUGCCCAGCUUGGGACAAGAUCGUGCGAGGCGCUUCGGCUAGUGCUCGGCAAGGCAAUCAAGGAUUACAACCGCAAGCAUUGCAAAUACGGCAUGGCCAAGACCAAUCGAGAGGUCUAUGCAGAGCCGAAGUUCGUCGCUUUGAAGAAAGAGCUGAAAUGGAGGGAUUUUGUCUUUACAAAAUACCUCUACGAUGAACAGCAGGCUGCGAUGGCAAGUGGUCAGUCAAAUCUCAGAGCGAGCAACCAAGGAGAGCCCAGGAUGAGUAGUCGGUUAUACGAUGCAUCACGACGAAACAGCGAUCAUUUGCGCAGGCCAAGCUCCCUCCACGAUCUGCACAGUAUAAGCGAACGGCCUGAGAGGCCCCCAAGGCCGCUAUCGACCUCCAACAUACGCCUAGGAUCACCUCGAUCAAGGCCGGUGCGGCCGGGACUGUGGACCAACUAUUAG
This is a messenger RNA of Alternaria rosae, 927 nucleotides long. RefSeq lists its product as uncharacterized. The transcript is spliced from 2 exons. The record is from RefSeq and is a predicted model, not a curated record. The coding region runs from base 1 to 927 and encodes 308 amino acids. Lineage: Eukaryota; Fungi; Ascomycota; Dothideomycetes; Pleosporales; Pleosporaceae.